This is a messenger RNA of Xyrauchen texanus (razorback sucker), 2526 nucleotides long. Its product is annotated as gastrula zinc finger protein XlCGF7.1-like. Bases 375 to 1349 code for a protein of 324 amino acids. Gene Ontology annotation, biological process: regulation of transcription by RNA polymerase II. The record is from RefSeq and is a predicted model, not a curated record. Lineage: Eukaryota; Metazoa; Chordata; Actinopteri; Cypriniformes; Catostomidae. The transcript has 5 exons. Gene Ontology annotation, molecular function: RNA polymerase II transcription regulatory region sequence-specific DNA binding; DNA-binding transcription factor activity, RNA polymerase II-specific. Gene Ontology annotation, cellular component: nucleus.
CAAGAACUCCUUAAAAACGUUUCCAGGUAAAGAUGCAGUUUGUUGAUGAGGAGAGUAAUAACAUUAAUGAUUCAGAAGCAUGCAGUGUGAAACAUGAAGAACAAAGAGAAGCAGUCACUAGCAAACAGGUUCGGAAGACUCACUGGCGGAUCGGAGGGAUACAGGAGAACUGGCGAUUGGCAAUACGAACAGGAGUCCUGGAGACAACAGAGCGAGGACACAGAAGUUGGAGAUUUUCAGCAGUCACUAGCAAACAGGUUCGGAAGACUCACUGGCGGAUCGGAGGGAUACAGGAGAACUGGCGAUUGGCAAUACGAACAGGAGUCCUGGAGACAACAGAGCGAGGACACAGAGGUUAAAGAUUUUCAGACCUGAUGGAAGUGAAAAGGGAAAUUCAAGAACAAAAGGAAGUGGAGAAGGACCAUGAGUACCAGAAACCUCAUCAUAUCACAAGUGGAGAGAAAUCUUUCAGUUGCUCACGGACUGCAAAGAAAAAGAAAAAAGCCAAGGGAUCUUUCUCCUGUCCUCAGUGUGGAAAGAUUUUCACACUAAAAGUAAACCUUAAUAGCCACCUAAAAAUUCACUCCGGUGAGCGUGAUUUCACCUGUCUUCAGUGUGGCAAGAGUUUCUUUAAAAAAGCAGACCUGAAGAGGCAUCAACAAAGUCACACGGGCGAGAAGCCUUUCACAUGUCCUCACUGUGGGAACUGCUUCACACGCAAAGAGAGCCUCGAGCAUCACAUAAAAAUUCACACCGGGGAGAAACCUUACACCUGCCUCAUAUGUGAAAGGAGUUUCCUUCGGAAAGGACACUUUAAGAAUCACAUGAAAAUUCAUUCUGGUGAGAGGCCUUACACAUGCCCACAUUGUGACAAGAGUUUCACCCAGGCAUCCGUUCUCAAAAACCAUCUGCACUCUCACUCUGGAGAAAGGCCAUUUAACUGUGAUCAGUGCAGUAAAAAUUUUAUUUCAGCAAAACACCUAAAACUACACCAGAAAAUUCACGAGAAGCCUUACUUGUGCUCUUUUUGUGGAAAGACGUUUUCACAACUGGGUUAUAUGAAAGAGCACCAGAAAGUUCAUACUGGCGAGAAAGCUCAUAUGUGCUCUGUGUGUGGCAAUUCCUUUUCUAGAGCCAAAUACUUGAAAGAGCACCAAAAAAUCCACACUGGAGAAAAACCUUACAAUUGUUCCUACUGUGACAAGAGUUUUGCUCAGUCAGGAAACCUGAAAGCACACGAGCGAUUGCAUACUGGAGAGAAGCCUUAUCAAUGCCCACUAUGUCAGAGGGGUUUCACCACAUCAAGUACUCUAAUUUAUCAUAGAAAAAAAUGUCGCCAAAAGUUAUAGUAAACAAACAUUAUCUUCUUAACCUAACGUUUUAAAGCAAAUUGUGCAGAAUUGAGAAGGUAAUUUGCUGAUAUGCUUGUAUGUUGGGAAGUAGCAGUAGUACUACAUUUUAAGGAGUAGUUCACCAGAAAAUGAAAAUUCUCUCAUCAUUUCCUCACCCUCAUUUCAUCCCAGAUGUGUAUGACUUUAUUUCUUCUGUGGAACACCAAUUAAGAUUUUUCAGCUCUGUAGGUCCAUAAUUUGAUGUUCAAAAAAGCACAUAAUGGCAGUGUAAAAGAAAUCAAUAAGACUCCAGUGGUUAAAUCUAUGUCUUCUGAACCAAUAUAAGUGUUGGUGAGAAACAGAUCAAUAUGGAAGUCCUUUUUAACUAUAUGUAAAUUAUCCUCCCUGCCCAAUAGGUAACGAUAUGCAUGAAGAAUUCAAAUUGCCGAAAAACAAAAGUCGUCGUCUUAGGAGAGAAGAGUGCUUAGGAGGGCUGUUUGAAAGUUGAUAUUUAUAGUAAAAAAGGACUUUAAUAUCGAUCUGAUAUUCUCCCCCACACCAAUCAUAUGUUUUCUGAAGAAAUGGAUUUAACCACUGAAGUGUUAUGGAUUACUUUUAUGCUGCCUUUUUGGGGCUUAAAAGUUCUGGUCACCAUUCAUUUUAUUUAAUUAAUGCAUUGAGGACUGAAAAUGCUUGUAUAAGAGACUUAAGAGUUGUAUGAUGAUGGAAGCUUAAGUCAAAGACAGUUUGCAUGAAAAUACAUCAAAUUAAAUAAUUACAUUUUGGUCAUUCCUGUAUUCAUAUAGUGUACAUUACUUUUUAAAAAUCAUUGAACCACUAAGGUCACUGUUGAUACACUGUUGUGCAAUAUAUAGUGUUCUCAUUGUACAUUAUGAAAUGAAAUUUCCACAAAUGGUUACAACAUUUUAUAUUUAUUGGCCUUUUUAUAGCCAAAUGCAAACUAGAAGACAUAGUGAGGUUUGUUGAUUGUAAUCCUUUUUAAGGUGAUGAGUUAAGUGUUCAGUUCUACAGUAUGUGUAGACAAAUGUAUUGUCUUUGUUUGCAUGACAUUCUUUCAGAGGCAAAUGUGCAUACAUUUUUUUUUCCUCAUUAAAAAAAGUUGAACUCCUAAAGACAUUAUUUUAAUGUGAGUGGUCAUGAGUUCCUACAUAUUUUGCAAAAUUACAAUUAAAGA